AUGGAAGCUGGCGUUCGAUUGAUGAAUGAAACAAGAAUGGACUCACCGUUUGGAAUGAUGGAUGGAGAAGAGAACGGAACACAAGAACCCCUGCCACCUGGAUGGAUUGAGCACAAAUUACAAGUGGAUCGGAAGAGAUUGGAGGCGAUGAUCACUGGCUCUUCCCUUCAAGGUUCAUCAAUUUACCUCCCGAAUGCUGAGGAUUUUUUCAAGAAAGUCGAGAAGAUCUCGGCGGCCACUGUUUGUUGGCCGUCAAAGUUGAAGAUUGGCGCGAAAACGAAGAAAGAUCCGUAUGUGAAAAUCCUCGGUUUACCCGAUCAAGUCGACUGUGCACGACAGCUUAUUGCGGCCACGUUGCAAGUCAAAAGAGACCGAGUGACGCUAAAGAUGGAAAUCGAGCACUCGGCUCACUCACACAUCAUUGGAAGAGGUGGAAGGGGAAGUCAAGCGGUAAUGAAACACACAGGAUGUCAUGUACAUUUUCCCGAUGGUAACAAGUACAGUGAAGAUCUUUCAAAAAGUGAUCAAGUCUCGAUAGCCGGCUCGGCUUCACAAGUGGAAAUGGCAAGGCGAUUGUUGAGGGAACUGUGUCCAAUCGUGAUUACCUUCGAUGUCCCAUGGCUUUUACCGACUCCUCCGAACCUUCCACCAACAAAUCAACAAGUGAACAUUGUGCUGAAAAAGACGAGCGAUUGUGUUUUAAGUUGUGCUUUACGGGGAUGUGCUGGACAAGAGAGUGCUUUUCUUGAAGCGAUCGAUCUCUUGUCAAGACUUCUUCAUAUGCAUUCAGAGAUGCCGAUCCUCUGCCGAGUUGGCAUCGAAUUGAGGCCAUCCGUGACGAGCGCCCUCCACAAACCAUCCACCAUACAAAAGUUGGAAUCUCUUUGCACUCAAUGGUGUGUUCAUAUCGAAUGGCCCCACUCUCAACAAGGCCCAUUCCAACCGCUCAACUCGAUCAAUCUCUCAUUUAAAGGACCCCUCAAAGGAUGCCUCAAAGCGAGAAAAUUUAUGAUGGGAAUGCUUUCCGUUUCUCUUCAAUUCGACCAAUCUCCAUCGAUUUCUCAAGUCGAUUUCACGGCGAUUGAGAACGAUUUCGGGAUCACCGUGCAAACAAAAGCCAAAACGGUGCAAGGAGGGGAACAAGUUUCUUUUGUCUUGCGUGGAAGUGAGGAGAAAAUCGUCGACUUGCUGCGCGCUCGACAGAGAAUUUUGGGACAAGAACAGAGUGAAGCGAUCGAUGAUGAUUACGCGUUCAUGAAGAAUCAGAUAAAUGAUUCAAGCACCCCAUUCUCGAGAUCGCUUGUUGGCAGAGGCUCCACACUGGAAGACAUCGUUCAGGACAUCCCCCUCUCUCCAGAUCCAGACGACUCCCCGAUCGCUCACUCGCUUCUCACCAGUGCCAAGAAUAUCAAUGGAAAUGCAGAACUUUGGACGGGUCAACCCGCCUCAAGGAGAGCCUCUCGUGAACAGAUGCUAAGAAAAGCUCAUCAGGCUAUUUACGAAUCAAUCGACGCCUCAGUGCGUUAUCCGACUGAUUUUUGGUCCGGUUAUGGAUUCAGCAGCUCUCUACCAGCUGAUCUUCUCAAAGGAAUGCUCGAUUUGAAUGCGAAAGAACAAGCUGAGAAAACGAAAGGACAAACGUCUGGAGCACCCGGCUCUGGUUCAGCAAAAGGAUUGCCUUCGGUGAGAGAAGAGGAAGAAGAUCAAUCCUCUCUAUCCGCUUCAUCUUCAUCUCUUUCAAACACUUUAACCACAAGAGUCUUCCAUAAAAAGACAAAAACUCCAGCUUUUUCCGCGUCUACUUCAAUUUUCGAAUCCCCAUUGGGCACCUCAGAAAGUGCUUGGGAUAUCGCCUCUUUCAUCGAACCGUCAAUGGUUCUCGCGCAACUUGGCCUCAGUGAAUACACAGCUAACCUAAGAGAUCAAGAAAUUGACAUGGAUGCGUUUUUAUUAUUGGAUGAGGCUGCAUUGAGGGAUAUUGGAGUGGCGACAGUCGGGGCAAGGAAGAAAAUACAUCACGCUAUCUUGAAGCUUCGAGAGUCGGCAAAAUCACAAGGCUAUUCACUA
This is a messenger RNA of Mesorhabditis belari, 2067 nucleotides long. NCBI's taxonomy places the organism in Eukaryota, Metazoa, Nematoda, Chromadorea, Rhabditida, Rhabditidae. The record is from the annotation of a GenBank genome assembly.